Molecule: messenger RNA, 7668 nt
Organism: Xyrichtys novacula (pearly razorfish)
Lineage: Eukaryota; Metazoa; Chordata; Actinopteri; Labriformes; Labridae
Source: the annotation of a GenBank genome assembly
AUGGCCCACCUCAUCAAGGAGAUCGUCAGCAGAAACAAGAGGCGGUACCAGGAGGACGGCUUCGAUCUGGACCUCACCUGUAUCCUUUCAGUACCUGCGAAAUUCUAAUUCACCCGGGUCCGCUUACAGGAGCGUGUCCGGAGGGGCCCGAGGGGAGGCUCGGGCCCCCCCAAUACAAAUCUGAUUCUAAAACCAUCAUAAACCAUAACUGGUCAGUUACCUGUACUUAAGUUCUCAUUAAUAUAAACCAACUGGUCUCACUGUGGGACCCACUUUAUCCCAUGAUCCUUCAGUCGUGACCCACUUUUAUAAAAUUCAAACCAAACAAAUUUAUGUUUUAGAAAAAUAAAAAACCUUUAAAGACUCAAAUCUUUAACAGAAAUUCACUGUUUUUAUUGAGUAAAGUGUAUUGCAGAAAACGUGAACUGAGGACGACAACUACCAAAGUUUCGUAUACAGAAAAUAUCAAGUCGCACAAAAAGGAGACCAGGAAAAUGAAAAGCUUAACUUAUUUGUAUCUCUGCAUUCAGUACAUACUUAGAAGAACUGGCGGAGGACCAAAGUGAAUAAAUAUCAAAUUAAACAAAAUAAAGACAAAACAACUUAAUAUUUUCUGCAUUAAGGCCACUUUAAUUAGAAACCGAGGAGGACCAUGGCAUAACGCACGCCUUUCAAAAUAAGCUAUUUUUCAAAAUAAAAGACAUGUCAAACAUCAGAUGUGCAUUAAAUAUUUACUUUCUUGACCAGCUGUUUGUGACCCACCAGUUGAGAACCACUAAUAUAAACCAGUAUGAAGGCUGGGAGCUAAGUUUGACUUUUAUUGUAGGACAGAGUCGGUUCUGUAAACUGAAGAUAAAUAUCUCUCAGAUCUGUUUGAUGAGGAGAUGGAACUACAGAGAUCCCUGAGGUUAAUUAACAUUUCAUUAUUUCAGUAAAUGUCCAAACAUUGUACUUAACAUGUAAAAUAUCUCACAGAGCGCUCUAAUGUUCACAAAAGUUUAAAAAAAUACGGUGAUACAUAAAAUUAAUAAUUAUGGGAACAAGUAUUAUGUUGUGUUAUGUAUAUUGUAGAAGAGAUAAACCUAUAACAACUGUGAAAUAUUUCAUAAAACACAAAUAGCUAAUCACAGAGUGUAGAAAGUGUUUGUGAAAUACAAUUUACACUGCUGUAAAUAUAAAAUAUUUCCCAAAACAAAAGUACCCCAGGACAAAAAAUUCACAGAAAAUAUUAUAAUUAAAUGUUUUUUUAUUAAUUAUUUAAACAUUUUCUAAAUUGGUUUGCCUUUCUGGAGUUACUUUUAUGAAUUGUGAAACACUAACUUUGACCCUGUUUCUCAUGAAAUUUGUUUUAUGGUUAGAACAAUUUUGUGCAGUUAACCUUCAGGGCUACUGUAAAGUCAGUCCAUCAAAAUUUGUAAUUAAACUCCUGCACACUGUCCCAAUUAUCAGAAAUACAUUUAUUGGUAAUGUGUUUUUACAGAAAUGUUGACAAUAGUUUUAUUUUUCACAGCUAGACAGUGUGUAUGAGUUAUCUUUCUGUUUUAAAAGUACUUUUAAGUGACUUUACACUAAUUUUCUUUCCUUUGAGUCUUUAAAUAUGACAUUUAAAGACAGUGAUGGUUAGUUGUUACUUGUAGAGUUAUUUUAAAGUUAGAGAAACGUACACAGGAACAAAAAAAAAAUGCAUGACACUUGUUUAAAGGCAAGUUAGAUAUGAUUAAUGGAGAAACAUUGGUGAAAAAGUAUUCUUCACUUGGGUUAGUGCACUGCAGGUGUCUCAAUGAAGCCCCCCAUUCUAAAAGUCUCGACACGCCCCUGUCUGGUCCGCCAACGUUAAGCUUGUUUCCGUCCAAUAUGAAGACAUAUCUAAAAUGAAUGAGACCUGUAAUUAAUGUGUGCUAAAUUAACCAAAGAGGACCCACAGAGCUGCUGCUCGCGUCAGGGUCGGUGUGAUAAUUUACCAACCAAACUUCUCAGUAAAAGUGUGUUCUUCUAUAAACAGUGGAGCUCUCUGAUUGAAUCACUGUAGACUGUUCGGGGAACGGCCGCGAUAUGCUUAAAUACGCCACAAACUCUAAAAGUACGUCAAUUGAAGUGGGGUUAAUGUCACCAAGUUUGGCUGAUGUUCGGCAUUUACCAGAGGGAACCGGUUUUGGUCGGUUUUCAGACAUGAACGUAAACAUCUUUGAGAGAUGUCUUAAAUCGGCAGUAUUUUGAACGGGGUUUGGUGCGCAGUCAAACUCGAGUGGGACUAACACUGAAUACUUAGCUCAGCGGGCGUUUAUCUCCAAUAUUAUCAUCCCUUACUGUUGAUUUUACGGCAGUAAACCGAACACAGGUCGACAAAGAUCGAUAUUAAAGCCUGAUUAUUGAUCUGUGAUGGUUUUUUUUGGUGUUCCUGAGCGGUGGUAAACGGAGCAGUUGCUAGCAUGCUAAGCUAACAGCGGUGUCAGUGGCGUUGCAUCAGCAUCAGUCCGGACUGAGCCGAACACACCUGAGAGGGGUUCACCUGGAUUUAUAACAAGAUACUGUUGAAAUGACCAAACACUGACCGAAGAUAUACAAGUUCUUCUUCUUAUAUCCUAUAUAAACAUACUCUUUAUCUGACGGUUCAUGUUCCUCUCUGGGUCACUUUAUUAACGGAGAAUAAAUCUCAUUAUUAAUGAACUUCUUCGGUAAACUGGACCUGUUCAGGUGUUUUCCUCUCCUCUAUCAUCAUCAUUUUACAGAAAUUAGAAUCAGUUGACCAUAAAAUAACGUCUUACAGCAUUUUAACCUCUAAUCAGGACAUGAUUAAUCCUGACUUUAUUCAGCUCUGAAUUCAGGAUCUGUUGAACAUUUUUAUUUAAAAUGUCAAACUUCGCUGAACUUAUUAGCAUUUUUAAUCCAAACUGACGGAAAUACUAUUUCUGAAUCCAUAAUGAAAACUAUUGCAUUUAUUGACUGAAAUCUGAAAAAUGAACUUAUAAAACUGUGAAACAUCUCCAGCUUUAAAUGACUUAAAAACAUUAUUUCAGUUUAUUUAAAGCAUAAACACAGAGGGGAGAGAAGCAGGAGGGGGAGAGGAGGAGCAGGGAGAGGAGGAGAGAGAGGGGAGCAGGGAGAGGAGAGAGGCUCCAGACCAGGAGAGCUCACAGCCUGUCGGUUUUAACAGAGGGUCGUUGGUCUGUAUCUUCAUCAAAUUCAAGUCUUGAUGUUUUUUCAAAGCUUUUAAAGACUGAGUGAUUUUUGGAUCUGCAGCCUGUGAUUAACUGUAAACAGUAAAAGAGCUCAGAGUUGUGUGUCUGGGUGUUUUUAUGUCGUAAUCUUUUGUCUAAACUCGCUCCGUGGACGAAUUCAUGAAUCCUGAAAAAAAUCUGAGGAUGAAAUGUUUAAAGUUUAAAUCUGAAAUAAUCUCUGAGGCUCUCACAGAUAUGAUUUAUGUUUGGAGUCAUUGUGCUGUGAGCCUCCAGGCUGUGUGUGUGUGUGUUACUGUGUGUGUGUGUGUGUGUGUGUGUGAAGCAUCGAUGACAUCAUGGUUUUAAGUGGAGAGCAGAGCAGAGGACAGAGAAGGAGAGAUACGACCACAGAGCUGCUGGUUUGAAUCCUUCAGCCUCAGUGAUGGUGUCUCUGUGGUGACGGUGUCUCUGUGGUGACGGUGUCUCCAUGGUAGCAGUGUUUCUGUGGUGAACUAACUGUAAAAAGGUGACUCCCGUACUGGCAGGAGGCAGAUAACAGUCAGCUGGUUGUUCCUGUGAGGGAGAUCAUACAGGUGUACCUCAGCUGCGGGUGUCAGGGUCCCAAAAGUGGAGAGGACUUCAUCAUAAGAAACAACAAUUAAACUUCAUAUUCAGGGAAUGAGGUGAACACUCACCAGAUGGAGCUUCUUAGUCCUUGACUGGUGGUCAGAUAUUUAUCCAAACAUCAUCGCCAUGGGUUUCCCUGCCGAGCGCCUGGAGGGAGUCUACAGGAACAACAUCGACGACGUCGUACGGUACGAAAACCGUUCAUGUCAGCGGCGGCGGUUUGGAGAUGCUGCGUUCAAAGACACUAAAUGUCUGUUUGUUUGUUUUUGUCUCGCAGGUUUUUAGACUCGAAGCACAAGAAUCACUACAAGAUCUACAAUCUGUGAGUCCUCAAACCUUCUUCUACUCACUGAUUAUUUUCAGAUGUGGGUUUAUCUUCACAUCCAGAACCUUCAGUGUCCCAGUCUGGAGAGGGUCUGCAGACAGUCCAGCAUAACCUCACGGUUCAGGAGUCCAGUUUCCCGACAUACAGGGUCAAAAUCCUCAGACUCCUGCAGGGAAACACGUCUGAUAGGAGUGGAGGUUGAAUUGUUGUCUCCUUUAACAGUUUGUUCCUCAUUUUGGAGAAAGAAACGAGUCUGAACUCUCUCUCCUCCUCCUGUGCUCCUGCCGUCCUGGUUAGCCGGGUUUUUGUGUGUUUUGGGAGAACUUGGAACCAGUUUGAGAAUUUAGUAAAAGUUUUAAAAGUGAGAAAAUGUUCCUGAGUUAGUGAGCGUGAGGCCUCGGUCAGCUGUGAAAGACUGGGCUGGUCGUGCAGAAGGUUUUUUUUUGAUUGAAGUUUAUUUUGAAAAUAAAAACCAAAAAUAUGAAAAGUUUUGCAAAAUAUUUUAACAUAAAACAGAUUUACAUAUUUGAGAAGAAGUGAGAAGAGGAAUAACUUGUGAACUCUGACCCCUCCCGGAAAUAAGAAUUGUGCGUGUAAAUCUGGUGUUUCUGUGUUCUGAUUGGUCGUCAGUGACUGUAGUGAUGUUUUAACCCAAACCUCAGCCCAGUUCCUGGUCCUCCUCUGAUCCCACUUCACUCUGACUCUCCUCCUCAGGUGUGCUGAGAGACAUUAUGAUGCUGCCAAGUUCAACUGUCAAGGUAACGCUGACCUCUGACCCCUCUCCCCGUCUUCAUGAUGGCGCCCCGCAGGUGUGUCAGGUGUCUCACAGCUCUCUUUGUGCCCCUCAGUGGCUCAGUACCCCUUCGAGGACCACAACCCGCCCCAGCUGGAGCUGAUAAAGCCGUUCUGCGAGGACCUGGAUCAGUGGCUGAGCGAGGACGAGCAGCAUGUCGCCGCCAUCCACUGCAAGGCGGGAAAAGGGCGAACGGGCGUGAUGAUCUGCGCCUACCUGCUCCACCGAGGGAAGUUCCAGGAAGCUCAGGAGGCGCUGGACUUCUAUGGAGAGGUCCGCACCCGGGACAAGAAGGUACGAGAACACGGGUCUGGGUCUAAUGUAGAGUUUUUAGUCAGCUGAUGGGGGACUAGACUGCAGAAACCAGAUCCACCAAAAACCAGGAGAAACAUCUGCACAGGGAUCAAACCCUGGAGCUUCAACAACCUUCAUGAUGGACUCUGGUCUGAGGACCUGAUUGAGCACUGUGGCGGUGGUCGUCUCCUGUUGAUGAUGUGUGUGUUUGUGCGUUCUCAGGGCGUCACCAUCCCCAGUCAGCGGCGUUACGUCAUCUACUACAGCUUCCUGCUGAGGAACCAGCUGCUCUACAAACCCGUGGCUCUGCUCUUCCACAAGAUGCUGUUUGAGACCAUCCCCAUGUUCACCGGAGGAACCUGCAGUGAGUCUGAGAGUGUGUGUGUGUGUGUGUGUGUGUGUGUGUGUGUGUGUCUGUGUGUGUGUGUGUGUGUGUGUGUGUGUGUGUGUGUGUGUGUGUGUGUGUCUGUGUGUGUGUGUGUGUAACUGACUGUCUUUAUUUAUAAUUUUAUCAUUGAUUUUGAUUUGAAUUUGAUGAUGUCUCUCACUUUUUAGCCUGCCUCUCUUCUCUCCUCUCCUCUCUUCUCUCCUCUCUCCUCUACACUCUCCUCUCUUCUCCUCUCCUCUCUCUCCUCUCCUCUCCUCUCUCUCUCCUCUCCUCUCCUCUCCUCUCCUCUCCUCUCCUCUCCUCUCCUCUCCUCUCCUCUCUUCUCCUCUCCUCUCUCCUCUCCUCUCUUCUCCUCUCCUCUCCUCUCCUCUCCUCUCUUCUCCUCUCCUCUCUCCUCUCUCCUCUUCUCUCCUCUCUCCUCUCUCCUCUCCUCUCCUCUCCUCUCCUCUCCUCUCCUCUCCUCUCCUCUCCCCUCUCCUCCCCUCUCCUCUCCUCUCCUCUCCCCUCUCCUCUCUCCUCUCCUCUCCUCUCCCCUCUCCUCUCUCCUCUCCUCUCCUCCGAUCAUUGAACAGUUUUAUUUUCUUUCGUUCGUUUCAGACCCCCAGUUCGUGGUGUACCAGCUGAAGGUGAAGAUCCACACGUCUAACCCCACCCACACACGGCGGGAGGACAAACUCAUGCUGUUUGAGUUUCCACAGCCACUUCCUGUCUGCGGAGACAUCAAGGUGGAGUUUUUCCACAAACAGAACAAGAUGAUGAAGAAGGUGAGGAGAUGUGAUGAAGAAGAAGAGCUUUAAUGAGAGUCCUCUGUGUGAGUCAGUAAAUGAGCUGCUGUGGAGGUUUUAACCUGAUAAAACAGGAAAAGAGAAAACCACACCUGGGGGGUCGAAAGGUUCCUGUCCUCUUCCUCGAGCCUCUGAAACCACCGACUGGAGCGGAAAGAUGGACGACAGUCUGAGUCUGACCUCCAACAUCCUCUGAAUCCAGAUCGGCUACCAAAAAAACGUAUCUGCUGAUCGUAGCGGAUCGUAACCAUUCAAGUUAACGUGUCAAUUUCAACUGGCCUUUUUCAAAAUAAAACAUCCGUCUUCUUUUCAAAAUAAAACACUCCGUGUUUCAGGAGGAUCGUAUUUCACUCCAUGCAAACGGGCGGAGACGAACAAGUGAAAGGUUUUUAGACGUCGUUUUCACGUCUAUGUGUCUGUCUUUAAAGAGACGACUCGUUAUCGCGCGAUCUUGUGAGUUCUCACGAUUCCUGCCUGUAAUUUGCCGAUAAAUUCGCCUCACAAACAGAUCUGGUAGGAAUUGGCGUACGGCGAAAAUUGCUGCCGUUCCGGAUCGGAGCCAUUCCGGGUGCAGGUCAGGGUUCGUCUCAGACGUCUUUCUUUGUGUCCAAUCAGCUCAGCCGUUUCUCUGUCCAGGUGUCGGUCAGGUACGAGGACACCACAGAGGUGACUCUUUCCUCUGCUGACUUCUGAUUGGACGAUACGACUCUGACUACAAACAGAUUUUAUAAGAUUUUAUCCUGUAACUCGGGACUUUCGUCUUUCAGGAAAAGAUGUUCCACUUCUGGGUCAACACCUUCUUCAUCCCGGGUCCGGAGGAGAACCUCGACAAACUGGAGAACGGCAGCGCGGGGGCUCCACGGGAACCUGCCGACAGGACGCAGCCGAACCCUGGGAUGAUGACCCCGAUGACGCUGAUGGGAGGAGAAACCAACGACAGAGACUACCUGGUUCUCACCUUGACCAAGAACGACCUGGACAAAGCGAACAAGGACAAGGCGAACAGGAACUUCUCCCCGAACUUCAAGGUGAGGCGUGUCUCCUGUCAGGUGUUUCCUCAGGUGGUUCAUCCUCAGGAUUCCUUCUGGUUCACCCUCUGUUUUCAUUUUUAGGUGAAACUUUAUUUCACCAAGACGGUAGAGGAAGGAGCUAACUGUGACGCCAGCAGCACCGCCUCGGUUACGCCAGAUGUUAGCGACAACGAGCCCGAUCACUACCGCUACUCCGACACGACAGACUCGGACCCGGAGAACGAGCCUUUCGAAGAGGACCAUCACAAUCAGAUCACGAAAGUCUGA